Molecule: messenger RNA, 7569 nt
Organism: Sorex araneus (European shrew)
Lineage: Eukaryota; Metazoa; Chordata; Mammalia; Eulipotyphla; Soricidae
Gene: PCDH10
Product: protocadherin 10
Exons: 5
Coding region: 1-3141 (1046 amino acids)
Biological process (GO): homophilic cell-cell adhesion
Cellular component (GO): plasma membrane
Molecular function (GO): calcium ion binding
Source: RefSeq, a predicted model, not a curated record
AUGAUUGUGCUAUUCUUCUUUGCCUUGCUCUGGAUGGUGGAGGGAGUCUACUGCCAGCUUCACUACACGGUGGAGGAGGAGCAGGAACAUGGCACUUUCGUGGGGAAUAUCGCCGAGGAUCUGGGCUUGGACAUUACAAAACUUUCGGCUCGCCGCUUCCAGACGGUGCCCAACUCGCGGACCCCGUACCUGGACCUCAACCUGGAGACCGGGGUGCUGUACGUGAACGAGAAGAUCGACCGCGAGCAGAUCUGCAAGCAGAGCCCGUCGUGCGUGCUGCACCUGGAGGUCUUCCUGGAGAACCCCCUGGAGCUGUUCCGGGUGGAGAUCGAGGUGCUGGACAUCAACGACAACCCGCCCGCCUUCCCGGAGCCCGACCUGACCGUGGAGAUCUCGGAGAGCGCCACGCCGGGCACCCGCUUCCCCCUGGAGAGCGCCUUCGACCCGGACGUGGGCACAAACUCGCUGCGCGACUACGAGAUCACCCCCAACAGCUACUUCUCCCUGGACGUGCAGACGCAGGGUGACGGCAACCGCUUCGCCGAGCUGGUGCUGGAGAAGCCGCUGGACCGCGAGCAGCAGGCGGUGCACCGCUACGUGCUGACCGCGGUGGACGGGGGCGGCGGCGGCGGCGGCGGCGCCGGCGGGGAGGGCGCGGGGCUGCCCCCGCAGCAGCAGCGCACCGGCACGGCCCUGCUCACCAUCCGCGUGCUCGACUCCAACGACAACGUGCCCGCCUUCGACCAGCCCGUCUACACCGUGUCCCUGCCCGAGAACUCGCCGCCGGGCACGCUGGUGCUGCAGCUCAACGCCAGCGACCCCGACGAGGGCCCCAACGGCGAGGUGGUCUACUCGUUCAGCAGCCACAUCUCCCCACGCGCGCGCGAGCUCUUCGGCCUGUCGCCGCGCAGCGGGCGGCUGGAGGUGAGCGGCGAGCUGGACUACGAGGAGAGCCCCGUGUACCAGGUGUACGUGCAGGCCAAGGACCUGGGCCCCAACGCCGUGCCCGCGCACUGCAAGGUGCUGGUGCGCGUGCUGGACGCCAACGACAACGCGCCCGAGAUCAGCUUCAGUACCGUGAAGGAGGCGGUGAGCGAGGGCGCGGCGCCGGGCACCGUGGUGGCCCUGUUCAGCGUCACCGACCGCGACUCGGACGAGAACGGGCAGGUGCAGUGCGAGCUGCUGGGCGACGUGCCGUUCCGCCUCAAGUCCUCCUUCAAGAACUACUACACCAUCGUCACCGAGGCGCCGCUCGACCGCGAGGCGGGCGACGCGUACACGCUGACCGUGGUGGCGCGCGACCGCGGCGAGCCGGCGCUGGCCACCAGCAAGUCCAUCCAGGUGCGGGUGGCCGACGUGAACGAUAACGCGCCGCGCUUCAGCCAGCCCGUCUACGACGUGUACGUGACCGAGAACAACGUGCCCGGCGCCUACAUCUACGCCGUGAGCGCCACGGACCGCGACGAGGGCGCCAACGCGCAGCUCGCCUACUCCAUCCUCGAGUGCCAGAUCCAGGGCAUGAGCGUCUUCACCUACGUGUCCAUCAACGCCGAGAACGGCUACCUGUACGCGCUGCGCUCCUUCGACUACGAGCAGCUCAAGGACUUCAGCUUCCAGGUGGAGGCGCGCGACGCGGGCAGCCCGCAGGCGCUGGCGGGCAACGCCACGGUCAACAUCCUCAUCGUGGACCAGAACGACAACGCGCCCGCGCUCGUGGCGCCGCUGCCCGGCCGCAACGGCACGCCGGCCCGGGAGGCGCUGCCGCGCGCCGCCGAGCCCGGCUACCUGCUGACCCGCGUGGCCGCCGUGGACGCCGACGACGGCGAGAACGCGCGCCUCACCUACAGCCUGCUGCGCGGCAACGACCUCAACCUCUUCCGCCUGGACUGGCGCUCGGGGGAGCUGCGCACCGCGCGCCGCGUGCCCGCCAAGCGCGACCCCCAGCGGCCCUACGAGCUGGUGAUCGAGGUGCGCGACCACGGGCAGCCGCCGCUGUCGUCCACGGCCACGCUGCUCGUGCAGCUGGUGGACGGCGCGGCCGAGCCCCCCGGCGCGGGCGGGGGCGCGGGCGGGGGCCCCGGGGAGGCGCCGCGGCCGGGCCGCGCGGGCGGCGGCGGCGGCGGCGGCGGCGCCGAGACGUCGCUGGACCUCACGCUCAUCCUCAUCAUCGCGCUGGGCUCGGUGUCCUUCGUCUUCCUACUGGCCAUGAUCGUGCUGGCCGUGCGCUGCCAGAAGGAGAAGAAGCUCAACAUCUACACGUGCCUGGCGGGCGAGUGCUGCCCGUGCUGCUGCGGCGGCGGCGCGGGGGGCGCGGGGGGCGCGGGCUGCUGCGGCCGCCAGGCCCGCGCGCGCAAGAAGAAGCUCAGCAAGUCGGACAUCAUGCUGGUGCAGAGCUCGGGCGCGCCGGGCAGCGCCGCGCAGGUGCCCGUGGAGGAGGCGGGCGGCUUCGGCUCGCACCACCACAGCCAGAACUACUGCUACCAGGUCUGCCUGACCCCCGAGUCGGCCAAGACCGACCUGAUGUUCCUCAAGCCCUGCAGCCCCUCGCGCAGCACGGACGCCGAGCACAACCCGUGCGGGGCCCUCGUCACCGGCUACGGCGACCCGCAGCCCGACAUCAUCUCCAACGGCAGCAUUCUGUCCAACGAGACUAAGCACCAGCGAGCAGAGCUCAGCUUUCUAGUUGACAGACCUCGCCGAGUUAACAGUUCUGCGUUCCAGGAAGCCGACAUAGUGAGCUCUAAGGACAGUGGUCACGGGGACAGCGAGCAGGGAGAUAGUGACCACGAUGCCACCAACCGCGGCCAGUCAGCUGGCAUGGAUCUCUUCUCCAACUGCACGGAGGAGUGCAAGGCGCUGGGCCACUCGGACCGCUGCUGGAUGCCCUCGUUCGUGCCCUCCGACGGCCGCCAGGCCGCCGACUACCGCAGCAACCUGCACGUGCCGGGCAUGGACUCCGUCCCGGACACCGAGGUGUUCGAGGCCCCCGAGGCCCAGCCGGGCCCCGAGCGCUCCUUCUCCACCUUCGGCAAAGAGAAGGCGCUGCACAGCUCGCUGGAGAGGAAGGAGCUGGACGGCCUGCUCUCCAGCUCGCGCGCGCCUUACAAACCGCCCUACUUGACACGGAAAAGGAUAUGCUAGUCAAUUCUACAGGACUUACCUGAAGCAGCAUGAUUUGCACAAAGUCGACCAACAAAAGCAUCAACUUUUCAACUUCAUUAUCUUGGCCCUCCAGUUAGUUGCGUGUAACUGAGGCUUAGAUUUCCGGCGGGAUCAUCGCGGCCAAUGAUAGGACCUAAUUGCUCUCAGCAGGCCUGAGAAAUGAGUUGAAAUGUGCAGAACUGUAGAGACUUUAGAGGCGGCUGACUUUGCCUCCUAGAUCAGUGUGUGCCUGUUUACAGCACUAUAUAUCUUUCUCUCUCCAAAUGUCACUGAGCCCUUUAGAUGUUUAUAUUCACCACGAGAAGCCAGUCAUAAAGAUAAAGGAAAUUUGUGCAUUAUAAAUGCAAUAUCACUGUUUGAAACUUGACUGUUUUAUAUUAUUUUUGUGUGAUCAAGUGUUCCCCAAACUAUUCCAACUUUACAAGAGAGAUUGUGAUUAUGUUCUUUUCACCUGUGGGUUAUAAAAUAUGUUGUAUUCUAAGGACCCACAAAAUAUCAAAGACAUUCUGUAGUUUAUACACCGUGUUGCAAAGUGUUUACUGUACUAUUUCAAAGCUUCUAAAUAAAUAUAAAAUAUAUAUAUUAUAUUAUAUAAUUUUCCUAAAAUGUGGUACAACUCAGUUGGUUUUUAAAUGGAUUCAUACAGUCCACAUCAUACAAUAAAGUAAAAGGUAAUUCAGGGUCCCAAAGAUAAACUUACUAAGAAAAUAAACAGCAUUAAUAGUUUCCUCAUUUAUUUCUCAUUCAACCCUGUUUUUCCUUGUUCAAAAGAAAACGAAGCUCUAAGCUACACGAUUUUGUCAAGUACUCGUAGGGAAUUUUCAAUGCCAAAGAUAGAGCUGUCGAUGUUAUCAGAACACUAAACAUAUCUUCUCAAAAUAUCGAACACUCUACAUUAUUUCAAUUUUAUGGCUUUGAAUUUAGCAUCAUUUAAAGCUUUUAUAAAGAAUCUAUAAAUUCAUCUGUAUUUGUUGUUAGAAAAAAACACUGGGUGUCUGUACAUUUUGUGGUGUAAAACGUGUAACUGAAGAUGCCUAUUUUAAGGAAUCCUUGAUCAUAGAACUUGCAGAGAAUUUUAUUUUGCAUAGUUUUUCAUAGUUUUAUGAUUCUUACUAAUGGCACACGGAUAUAAAAGCUACUUAAAACUAUGAAAUUAUAGAGGCAUAUAAAUAUUUGAGCUGGUAAAGCAUAGCAUUAAGCUAUAAACAAUCUCUAAAUUUAAAACAGAUUAAAUCAGUCUGGAGAUAGAAACAUGGUAGACUAUUAUUCCAGUAUUAUCUUACGUAGCUUAAAUGUAGUCACAGUUUUAGUAACGAGAAAAUUCUUCAUGAGUCAGCCUAGAAAAGUGAAGCUUGGAAUUUAUUUUCAUGUCAAUAAGGUUAAUUAUUAAGUUCAAUGAGAUGCAUUUUUCUUUAGUUUACAUUUUUUAACUGUUGUUUCUUAUUUGUCAAAACCCAGUGAAGGGAGGAGGAAAUCAAGGAAUGUGGAUCAUCUGCUAAAAAAAAAAUAUUCAAGGAAAGGAUGUUUCAGCUCCUCCUCAUAGCCUUCAACAUUGCUGUCUAAAUGGUGCCCAAAUCAAUUGCAGAUCAACUUUGAAAUAGUUUCCCUCCUCUUUACCUGAUCUCUGGUACAAGGAUAGCGUAAACAGAGCUAAAUUAUCAAAGAGUCCAACACUUGAUGCAUGACACAUGUCCCACGGAAUGUUUUCUCAUUUCAGUGGCAAUUAUUCCAUUCGUCUUAACAUUAGAACACAGACAUGUAUUUACAGUUCCUCUGCAUACAUAUUUGAGUGAUCUCUCGGUGUCACUCAUUGUCAUCAUCCUAGAUAUUGAUCUACCCUAAUCCCAACAGAUUCAUAUAGCAAAAGCAUAUGCUCAGUGUCCCCAGUUUUGGGGACCCUUUAAAAAUCGCUGAAGCCAAGCCCUCAUCUUUGACACACAGAAAGCACAUCUACUCAGUGCAGCCGCUAACAUUAUUUUCAAGUUUUGGCAUAACUACAUUGAUAUUUUGAUGCCAGACAAAUUUAGUAAGGAAACAUUUCUAUGUAAUUAAACGGAGGUGGGGCGGGAAGUGUUCUAUCAUCGCUUUUUAAACAAGAAAACAGUUUUCUUGUUGAAUCACCCUGAUUUAAUUAAAACCUUUCAUUCAUUAUUUUUCAACUAAGAGGAAAAUCAUUCAUCCAUCUGCUUAUUGCAUGCAUGGAAAAUAAGAUUAAUUCACUUCGUAUGUAUAUAAUAUAUGAGGUGAGUUAUCAAUUCAUUUGUUUUAAAGACAUUGUAUUUAAUUAUUUAACCCUUAAUAGCUUUGUACAUAAUCCUUCUGGAACCAACUUCUUAUCUCAUGUAUGUGUUUACUGUUCAUUUAUAUAGUGCAGUAGCCAGUUAUAUUAAUUGCAUUUUAGUUUUAAAUUGUAUCAUCAAUUUACAAAAAAGAGAGCAAAACGUAAUUUGUGAGGCAAAUAGAAUUUUUUAAACAUAAAAUAUUAAUGAUAAGCUUAUUAGUCAACUAUGUAUCACAUCUAGAAUAAAUCAGAAGUCACAACAGCGUAAGAAUAUGAUGUUAAUAAAUGUCCAAAAUGUUUUAUACUAGUGAGGGACAUUAUAAAGAGUAGAAAUACAACGGACCGAUUAUGAAGGUUCACAAAUAAACAUUUAUUAAGCUAUUAUGUAAAUGAAUUUUGUAAUAGGUAUUCCAUUUAAUCCUAUAUCCUAAUACCCAACUUUUUAAUUUUAUACACAUCAAUGAAAAAUAAUAUCCAAAGGCUCCAUAUUUCACCAAUAAACUGUUUCAGAAAUAAAAAGUCAAGAUAUUUACUCCUUGUGAACAUGGUUAGUUUUAGAGUAGUAAGAAGUCAAAAUAUUUUCCUGUGGAAACAUUAAUGUCUUAAUGUCUCAAAGUAUGUCAAAUGACAUUUUUUUUAGAAAUGAUUUAUCCAUCUAUAAAGUUCUAAUUUUUAACUUUUGAAUAUAAUUUUGUGAAAUCAUUUAAAAUCAAAUAUCUAAAUAUCAUCUGAGUGACUUCACGGAUAUGAAAUCUGUAUCAUUAUAAGUAUAUUGUUUUUGCUGAGAAAUAUGAUGAAAAUGUGAAUCUUUUCUUUAAGAAAUUGAAAUGCAAUGUCUACUAACAUUGCAAAUAACACAAUAGAUUAACAUUUUAAUUCUUUAUUUUUCUCUUUCACUUAAUAGUGCUAUAAUUUGCUAUCAGAUUGUCUCCUAUAUAGAAAACCUUCAGAUUCUCCAGUAAGAGAAAAAAAUUCUCACAGUGUUCACAUAAACUUUAGCAAAUCUGUAUUAACUGUAACUUUUACAUUCUAAAAGUUAAUGCAGUUAAGUUAAUCACUAAUAAAAUUGUGCAAUCAGAAUGUGACAAAUAAUCAGGCUAAGGAAUAAGCAUUCAUUUUCCUGACUGACAAUCACCCUUCCGUUUGUCUUCACUUCUGUUUUUUCUCCCUUCAUAUUUCUCAGCAUGCAUUUAAUACCCGAGGAAACUCAAAAAAUGGUUGUGACAUCAGUAGACUUGAUAUUUUUUCUGAAAAUCCUAUAUUUUUCAUAUUACAAUUUCCUGGGUUCUUUAUCUUUUUCAACUUCUAAUUUUGUAGUGCUAAAUGCUUUGCAUGCACUUAACAUCCUUUUUACGUUCCUUUUUAACAAGGAAAAAUAGAAAAACAAAAUUCCAUAUUUUUUAUGCCAUGGAGUAGCAAAAUUAUUUUAUAUAGAGUUAGCACUUCAAGGACACUUCUCUCCUAGGUCCGACAAAAUUCUUCUCUAGCGAUUUGUGGAAAACUCCUGUUCCCUAGAGUAUUUUUUCCUCGUGACCCUUGGCAUAGAUUUAGAAUAUAGCAUUCCCCAAGAAUGCAGAAGACUAGGUGCCGCCGAGUAUUGCAGGCAAUAAUUUGACUAGAGUCUAAUACCUUUAGUGUGCAUGCAUGGAUUUCUAAUCAUUGUUAUUUUUUAAGUAUUUGUAAAACCAGAAAAAAAAAAGGCUUUUAUUUCUUAAAAAAAAAACAAAACUAAACUAAACAAAAAUCUUGUCACAUGCUUAGUUUAAAACACUCCAGGUAUUUUUGGGUUACGUGAAAAUGCUACACCAAUAAUGCAGAAAAAUGGUAAAUUUUCACAUGAGACUCAAAAAUCUCUACUGGUAAAACUCCUCAGACAUGCAACCCGUUUAUCCAUCGAUCGCUGGGCUGAAAGCAAGGCAGGGAAUUUCAGCUCCUCUAAACACAUUUUCAAGACAGUUAUCUGUGAGUGAAAACAGGGUAUUAUAAUAAAAGAUGAGUUUAAAUCUUAACUAUAGUGUUGUUACUGUGAAUGCUAUAAUCAUACAUAAGUGAAAUGAGUGUAAAUGUAAUAUAUUAUUUUAUACUGCUGUAUACAUAUGAAAUAAAUAAAACUAGGAUACAUAUUA